Amoebophrya sp. A25 is the source of this 2098-nucleotide messenger RNA. The record is from the annotation of a GenBank genome assembly. Lineage: Eukaryota; Dinophyceae; Syndiniales; Amoebophryaceae.
AGACGAACAACUUGGCGUGGAACCCACAUGCUACUUUGGCGCACGACCUUAUCUUUCCACCUUCUGUAACUGAGUUGAAGAAUCGACGCGCACGCAGUGAGGCGCCAUUUCUGUACGACGACGUUUCUGCCGUGGGAACGCAGAGGCAAUUAAGAGAUUCACCUUUCAAACGGGCCAAGCGCACGACUUGGACAACUGGCCGAGCCGAUGACGAAGCCGAAGUCUGGCGAGAUCAAAGGAUGGCAACGAGGCUAAUAGACGCAGCCGCAAGACAGCAGCACAAUCAAGAGGUGCAUUUUUAUGGUCGGCUUUUAUUGUUCUUCACCUCACUCAGCAUCUUGCCACGACCGUUCUUGUAUUCCCAUGAACAAGUACAAGGGUAAAGGCAUCAAGGUGGGGGAACAAGUAAGAUGAAUUUCAGCACACUCUAACGCCUCAGCCAACGAGAGCAGAAGAGCCGAGUAGUGCAAAGGCCGGAUCCGAAGAACGUGGCAGGAGAACACUUUUUUCUGGGCAGCAGGAAAAACAGAGUGUUUCAAGAAAAAAUGAGCCAUCAUUGGGAACCUGCAGGAUGCGACGUGGACGAUGCAGACCACGGCAAAAGAUUUGUCUCUGAGGCUGCGGAACAGUUUAUCGGUGGAAAACUAGUGGCGAACCGUGCUGGCAACGCGAGGACUUCGGCUGAUGGUCUUGCAACGAUGCGAAAGGAUACUACUGCGGCCAGUCCCUGCCGCAUUGGCGAAAGCAGCGCCAUGUUGCGAAACGAACGCCCUAGGAGGACAGCAGCGAUCGAAUUCAGGAAAGAUAUUAUGCAGCUCGGUCACGACAGUCGCACCCAUUCGCCUUCUUUCACCAAGGUGAAGCAACUCUGGAUCAAAUAACCCCGACACAAUUUUUCCUGCAACAGGAGCACUCUCUACACCAACGACCACGUGAAGCUGCUUCACUGAAGCAGCCGUUACUAGACUAAUAAUUUACUUUUUCAAGCCCUCCUGCUCUAUCAGUAAGAUUAAGUAGAAUCAUCUCCAUCAUAAGCAAAAACCCCAUCAACAAUCAACCAUCAUAACCCACUCUAAAACCAAGAAGCUACAGCCAUACUCGAAGCCUGAUAGUUCAGGGAAGAUGACGAUUUUCACUGGGCCCCCAGAGAAUAAGAUGGUGCAUUCCUUUGUUGGUCGUACGAGUGGAAAUCGUCAUGUCGCACUUGCGAACGCUAGCAACACUCUGAGGCGUAGCACAUCGGCGCAACCUCGUGUUGAGUCGAGUAUUAAACUCGGAUAGGUGACCCCGCUCGCUGGAGCGAUCCGGCAAAAAGGAAAGCAGCAAUACUUGGAGAAGAAUUUGAACCUCAACACACGACUACACGGGAUAAUUUGCUGCGGAGAAUUUGCUGCAUGUAGUUACGCAUUUAAAGAGGAAAAAUACGAUCAUCAUGGAGAAUAUUAAGUAAGUAAUCGACACCCGCCGAAUGCUUCUAAAGAAUCAGACAAAAGCUGGUAUUUAAUGUAGAAAAAAGUGAACUUGAAGCCGCAAGAAAACUACGCUACUGCAUAGAAGACAUUGAUGGUAAAAAACAGGAUACGCAAACGCAUGAUUUCAAUAGAGAAAGAAAAAUGUCGCUAUAAUCAACACUGAUUAGAUAUCAAAUACUUGUACGAAUACGUAAUAACAUUAACUACAAUAAGUAGUGCUGAGAUGAGGUGGACGCAAUUUUUAUACUGUUUGGGAAAAAAAUAAACAUGAAUUUGAAUAUGUCGAAAAAAAUAAUACUGUUGUAAUGGAACAAAAGCCUUCUAACAAGAAGAGGUCGUUGUAUAGAACAUUUCAAGAAUAAACAGGACUAGAUACGAGACAUAAACAGUUUUCUGCAGUAUUGAACAACAGGUCGAACGAUUAGUAUUCUAAUUGAAAAAGUAAGAUAAAAGAAGAACUAAUGCAAUCUACACCAAUAAGGUACUCUUGGGAUGAAGACGAUUGAAGAUACGGAGGUCCACCUUGAGCAAACGACAAAACAACUAACAACAUUGACAUACAGCUGAGAAUCAAUCUCGAAAAAAAAUACACACGACAUACACGGUCCUUCAGUGGCAGUGAUCGG